This is a messenger RNA of Gymnodraco acuticeps, 3311 nucleotides long. RefSeq names its product caveolae-associated protein 4a-like. Gene Ontology annotation, biological process: regulation of gene expression. The record is from RefSeq and is a predicted model, not a curated record. Gene Ontology annotation, cellular component: cytoplasm; caveola. The transcript has 2 exons. NCBI's taxonomy places the organism in Eukaryota, Metazoa, Chordata, Actinopteri, Perciformes, Bathydraconidae. Bases 309 to 1325 code for a protein of 338 amino acids.
UUUCCAAUCAUGCAUUGCGUCUUCCCAAAAUGUCCAACGUGUCGCCUUACAGAGAGAUUUUUUAUUUUUAGCCCUGGGUGGUUCGUGUGAGGUUCCCCUUUGGAUCCUGAGGCCUUUUUUAAAAGUGGUAGGUGGAGUUUAGCCUCUCUCCUGUCCCCAGACCUGAGUUUGGGUCACUGUGGUCGGGUGUUUCCACUCUCCGGUCUCCUGUUGGUAUCUCCUGGUUCCUUUCCCUACGCCAAACCACACAUCUUCAACAAGUUUUGAAGUCAUUUGAAGAGGCAAAUCAUUAUCAUCGAAACGUUGCAAUGGAUCAGCAUAAGUAUCGCACAGCGGGAGUCCAGGAGAAGUUGGAGAUCCUCGGGGUGGAAGAUGCCGACGGGAACCCAAUCAGCGCCUUGACCAUCUUGUCGCUUCUGGAACGCGUGGCCGGCAUCAUCGACAACGUCCAGUCCUGCCAGCAGCGCAUGGAGGAGCGUCAGAUGGACCUGGAGGGCAACAUCAAGAGCAUCCAGGGAGACGUGAUGAAGCUCGCCAAAGACCACACGGACACCAACUGCACGGUGGAGAAACUGCUGCAGAAGACCCGCAAAGUCAGCGCCAAUGUCAAGGAAGUCCGCACGCGUGUCGAGAAUCAAAACGUCCACGUGAAGAAGGUGGAAACCACGCAGGACGAGCUGCUCACACGCAACAAGUUCAGGGUCGUCAUCUAUCAGGGCGAGACUGAGAUCCCAUCAGUGGCCGUCACAAAGUCUCCCAAAGGAACCGGCUUGGACGGAGUGGAGGUCGAACCCGACAUCUACGACGUCCCUGCCGACCUCUCCUCGGACGAAGAGUACCUGAGCGUUGAAGAGGCCGACCCCUCCAGAGCCACCCGCAUGAAACAAUCCAUGGUGAAGAGCACCGAGACCCUGAAGGCCGCUUUCUCCAAGGAGAACAUGAGCAAAACCAGAGGAAACCUGGGCACCAAGUUCCACAACCUGGGAGAGAAGGUGAUGCCUCACGAGCGCCGGGACAAGAUGCAUCAGGCCGGCGAACGCCUAAAACAGUCCGGAGAGCGUCUGAAGGACAACAUCGCCAAGAAAGCGCCGAACAGAGAGACCUUUCGCAUCAAACUGAAGAAGGAGAGGGCGGUGGCUGAAGGGCAGGAAGGCGCCGAAGCUGAAACCGAAGGCGAAACAGAAGCAGAGGCCGAAGCCGAAGCUAAAGUCCCAGAGGAGGAGAAACCAGUUGCCUCCACUGAAGUUGCGAUGGAAACCAAGAGAGAAGGUCCGGUGGAAGAAGCAGGCGCCACCCGGAUACCAGAGGACGAAUACACAAAGUAAGAUCGAACAGGAAAAGGAGGCGGGCAAAUCGGGGGAACCUCGAAACGUUGAGGAUUUAGAGAGAAGAUCUGCGAUUGGUCGACAUCCACGAUGAUGGACACUCUUAUCUGCAAGAAUGUAUUAAAGACGGAAGAAAACUCUUGAAGUGGGUUUUUCGGGACUCAUCCGAACGCGAACUGGUUAUUUAUUAAAGUGUCAGGGUGUGGAAUUAUAUGAUUCAAACAGCGUGACAUGAAUGUAAGAAUCUUUAUUUCAAAUGAUGAAAAUCAGGUUUCAAGUUUGUUUGGUUAAUUUGUGGAGUCUAAAUGUGUGGGAUUAUAACCAGUGAUUAGCACUGGACGCCUGGAAGGUAAGGAAAUGGUUGAUUGAGGACGAUGAAUGUUGAUCUGGAGUUUGUGUACUGAUCUUUUAUCUGGAUGUACAUAUAAUGUUGUACAUACUGCCAAGCAUUUGGGAGGUGAAAUUCGGUCGUUGCGGGCCUCAGCCGGUCUCUGAGACGCCCGCUGAGGAGAUAAAACAACGGAUAAUGGAUUUAAACGUCAGACUGGUUUCUGUAUGCAAAAUAGUGGGAAGUUUAGAGGCGCUUGAAAGCAGCAUCAGCGAUCGCUUGGAUAGACGCUAAAGCUGCACAUGGGAAAGGUUUGGGACUUCAUUACCCAGAGUUCAUUGCACCCGGGAUAAACCGAGUGAAAUGUUCAGGGGCAGGAAGUUGGGUAAAUUAUGACUACCAAGUUAACAUUCAAUUAUAGUGUAGGCACCUUAAUAAUAGAUAAACUAAAUUAUAAUUGUGUUUGUUGGGAGCGUCAGAUCUGUCCCAACAUUUUUAAAGAAAUAUACGAAAUGCGAUGGUAAUUUCGUUAACAUAGGAUAACGUUUUAUCCAUUACGAGACAGCACCAAAGUACGGUGGCCCUGAGGAUCCAAAGUACAUUUUAAAAUGACAGUAAAAUAUUUCAUAAAACACAACUUCGGACAUGUUGUGUUUUGACCUUCAGGGCCACCGUAUCAACGUCAUUAAACGACGAGACGAUAUCAACCUGCAAUAUUGUUAAUGAAAAAACACUCAAAAAGAACCUCAAAUCUGUCUUUUGAUGUGUUUUUAAAUAUCGUAAACAAGUUUCCUCUGAGAAAGGGCUGCACCAAAUUACAUUUUACACCAUUCAUUUAGGGGACGCUUUUAUCCAAAGCUUAUUUCAAAAAGUGAAAUUAACCACGUCUGUUGCAAUACAUUAUAAACACAUUUCCCCAAAGUGUUCUGGAUCCCCUUUGGAAUUCAAAUACAACUUUGAUUUAAGCUAAAAACCACAUAUUUGUCCAGGUGUAUUGAGCAGCAGCAGCAUCGGAUAAAACAAAUAAAACUUAGCAUGAACUUAAUAGUAACACAGUCCCUUAUAAAGAUCGUGGACGUCAGACUGUAAUUACUCUUGUGAAAGUGGAUGUCGUGGCUUUAACGCUUUUUGCUGAUUUUCGACGUAUGAAUGUUGUAUUUUGUCCAGCUUUGCUGCUUGAUAUAUAUUUUAUUUUGAGGUUUAGUGGGCAUGCUGGCUGUAUUCUCCUGGAGUGAUUAUUAGAGGAGACAUUUUCUGUAGAAGCUUAUCUCACGUAGUGCUGUUGAUAUAUAUUAGUACAGUGUCUUAUUCUGAAAAACGCACUUCCUGUAUAGCUUUCAUUUCACGACUUGCUGUAUUUAUGUUCCUGGUGAGUGAAACUGUACUGGUGGAACAUUUAAUGAAGCAGAUUAAUAGUAUUUGGGUUUAAACAAGGUUUCAUCCGUUGCAUUUGUUUCUUUUUUCAUUUUUAAUUACAGUUCCAUUUUGUGUUUUGUUGUCAUUUUUACAAUCAUCUCGAUCCAGUUUGAGUGCUUUACAACGAGAAUCAGCUGAUUGAGAGCUGUGUUGUUGUUUUGGCCUGUACGCUAUACUGUAUAAGCAACAUCUGACAUUAAUCAUUUUGUUUUUCUAUAAAUAAAGACUCAUGAAACCUCCUU